Messenger RNA from Dalotia coriaria, 1180 nucleotides. RefSeq lists its product as uncharacterized. The record is from RefSeq and is a predicted model, not a curated record. Lineage: Eukaryota; Metazoa; Arthropoda; Insecta; Coleoptera; Staphylinidae. Bases 111 to 1103 code for a protein of 330 amino acids. The transcript is spliced from 3 exons.
CGUUGCAUAUAGGUACUCAUUAUAACUAUAGUGCACAUGUUCGCGCUUAACAAUGUUUUCUUUAGUUUGACAAUUAUUGCCGUAUUGUCAGUUCCUAUGUUUCAGUUAAAAUGAGAGAUAAAGUAGAAUAUGAUCUCCUUGAGAGUCGAAAGGAGUACCUGCACAAUAUUGCAACUAUGAUUAAAGUUCCUCAUUUGAAAGCAAGAUACAGAAUCACCGCUAAACAAAUCGGUGACGGGAUUGAAAAUGCUCCUAUAACUUCUAAUCGCGUGUGUGCUAGAUGUCUCUUACAUCCACAUGAAACCCAGUUGCAACAAACUAUUAAACCAGAAUCACACAGAAUUCCAAAUUAUUUUCUAAGAAAGUAUCAGUAUAAACAGAGGAAGACAAUAUACCAGCUUAAACAUGAGAGAAAAUUGAAGAAGAUUGGCCAAAAACUUAUUAUAAAAUGUUCCACAUGUAAAAACAUAGUUAAGCUUCCACUGAACAAACCAAACAAAGAACCUGAAGUAAUUGAAGUUAUAGACACUCCAGUAAAAUCAAAAAAGAAAAAGAAAUCCAAGUGGGACUUGGCUGGAAUUAAUAAAACUGCAGUUGAACAAGCACAAAAACUUGCAGCAGGAAACAUAAUAGUAAUUAAGGACUCACCAGCUAAAAGUAAGAAAAAGAAAUCCAGGUGGGAUGGAAAUUCACAGUCCCCUAAAGCAAAAUUGCAAAAUCAAAAUAAAACACUGACAACCAAUGAUUUUAUUUCACUUGAAACAACUACAGUUGGCUCAAAGAAGAGAGUAAUUGAUGAUAUUAUUGAAAUAGGAGACAGUCCAGUUGCUCAGCCUCCAAAGAAAAAGAAGAAAAAUCAACAGGCUCAACCAUUGCAACAAAGUAAUAAGACGCAGAAUAAUUCAACAAUAAAUAACUUGAUAUAUCAAGCAAAGACUUUGGAAGAAGCGCGGAAAUCGGUACCGACUUUGACCACCAGGAAGGAGAAGAAGAAGAUGAAACACAAACUAAAAAAGAUUAAUGAUUCUAUUAAGAAUAUUGAACAUAACAGAGACAAACAGAAAUCAUCUCUUCAAAAUUUUUUGGAUCAAUUAAGUGCUUAGUUAGUGCAUUUAACUAUUCUUAUAUUGUUACAGAGACAUAAGUUUUCAUUAAAUAAACAAAGUUAAACAUUUACAAA